Molecule: messenger RNA, 1359 nt
Organism: Botrytis cinerea B05.10
Lineage: Eukaryota; Fungi; Ascomycota; Leotiomycetes; Helotiales; Sclerotiniaceae
Gene: Bcefm4
Product: Bcefm4
Exons: 2
Coding region: 84-968 (294 amino acids)
Biological process (GO): peptidyl-lysine dimethylation; peptidyl-lysine monomethylation
Cellular component (GO): cytoplasm
Molecular function (GO): protein-lysine N-methyltransferase activity
Source: RefSeq, a predicted model, not a curated record
GAUACCCUGAUGCCAUUAUCUCCUGCACAGCAUCUUCCUUCAAGGCUGGGUAAAAUUGCAAUUGAAAGAAAUCGCAUACCAAAAUGACCCCAGAAACAUCUAAACCAUCACACCUUGAUCCAUCAGCUCUAGGCACAAAAGAAUAUUGGGAUAAUCUCUAUAAUCGCGAAAUUUCAAACCACGCACUCGAUGCUUCGGAUGUAGGAACGAUAUGGUUUGAUGAUUCAUCUGCGGAAGAUAAAGUUGUGGAUUUUCUGAACGGGGAGGUUUUUGAGAAGGAUUUGUUGGGAUUGGGCAAAGAGAGGAGGAGGAGAGAUUUUGGACUGCUGGAUCUAGGGACGGGAAAUGGUCAUUUUUUGGUCAGGCUGAGGGAGGGGGAGGAGGAUAGUGAUGAUGAUGAUGAUGAGGCGGAGGAGGAAGAGGAAAAUGAAGGGAGGAAAAAUGAGGAUACGGGAAAGAAAUGGGUGGGCAGAAUGAUGGGUGUGGAUUAUUCGGAGAGAUCUAUUGAAUUUGCGAAACGGAUUGCGAAGGACAAAUCAGAGGGGGUGGAAGAGAGAACCGAAGAGGGAAACGAAAUCGAAUUCAUCACCUGGGAUAUAAUGAAAGAAGAUCCAUCGCCAAAAGUGCUAAAUGGAAAACAGGCAAAAGGAUGGGACAUAGUGCUUGAUAAAGGGACAUUCGAUGCUAUCAGCUUGUCGGAGGAGGUUGAUGCGAAUGGGAAAAGGAUUUUUGAGGGAUAUAAAGAAAAGGUACUGGCACUGGUGAGGACAGGCGGAGUAGCGGUUGUUACGAGUUGUAAUUGGACAGAAGAGGAACUGAUUGAGUGGUUUGUUGGGAAGGGAGAGGAGGAGCAGGGAGAGAGGUUCGAGGUUCUGAGGAAGAUUGAGUAUAGAAGUUUUAGUUUUGGGGGAGUGAAGGGCCAGACGGUAUGUAGUGUUUGUUUUAGGAAAUGUGGGGGGAGCGAAUAGAUACUAGGAAAAUCAUACUCAGAAGGUUGUAUUGAGGGCUACAGCUCGUGGUGUGUGGUUCAAACAUGAAUCAAGACUGUAACCUCGAAGUUAGAUGGUGUCGAACACUACAAAAAAGGAUAUCGAAGACCAAUCUUUGAUGUCCUCUAAUGCGACACAAUGCAACAUCUCCAUGUAAACCCCGCUCUGGUAGUGCUUGCACGGAAAGGUUUCCCUAAAUUCCAAGCAUGAUGUGUACAAUUCCUUAUUCCAUCGAGGCAUUCCGGAAAGCGGCGCGAAUAUCCAAGAAAUUAAAAUCGGCGAUUUCACUCCAAGUGGUCUCACAGUUCACUUGCUGUGAUAUCUAUGUGAACAUACGAGGUGACAAUCAAGGUUCACAUAUUUCUGUCCA